UUUAAGUCUGAACUCUCGUCUGGGAGGAGACUGGAGGGCAGUGGAGGGUGCCAGCCUACCUGGGAGAACCUGCGUGAGGUGUGGCCGCGCUGGGAAGCGAGGUGGGCGGAGGGCGGGCUGAAACUGGGAGCAAGCAGGAAGUGAGUCGUGGGCCGCCCGGGAGGAAACAGACUGGGCGAGUUCGGCUGCUGACAGGUCCCGGCCGCUCGGAGGGAGACAUGGAGGAGGCCAGUGGAGGUGGAGGAAAUGACCGUGUGCGAAACCUGCAGAGCGAGGUGGAAGGAGUCAAGAAUAUUAUGACCCAGAAUGUGGAGCGGAUCCUGGCCAGAGGAGAAAACCUGGAUCAUCUCCGCAACAAGACAGAGGAUCUGGAGGCCACAUCUGAGCACUUCAAGACCACGUCGCAGAAGGUGGCUCGGAAAUUCUGGUGGAAGAAUGUGAAGAUGAUUGUCCUCAUCUGUGUGAUCGUUUUUAUCGUCGUCCUCUUCAUUGUGCUCUUUGCCACUGGUACCAUCCACUAAGUAACUUAGGGAGCCCCUCCCACUGUGCCAUUCUCUUGGGGGCAAUGCUCCAGCUCCAUGUGGGGGCCAAGAGGGGCCCCCUGUCCUGUCCUUCUCCAUGGGAAUGCUGCUUGACCCUCCUGCCUCACACUCUGAGACCCCCCUGCCACACUGCCUGCCCCAGAGAGCACUUUGAUCCCCCAGAAGGAGAGAGCCGGACUGUGGCAAUGCUUCAUGGGUCUUCGGAGUUGGUUGGAGAGACCCAGAGGGCCCAGCAUGUGACUGGGAAACUAUUGAUGGCUGGUGGGCAA
Messenger RNA from Condylura cristata (star-nosed mole), 811 nucleotides. It is a transcript of the gene VAMP8, whose product is annotated as vesicle-associated membrane protein 8. The coding region runs from base 219 to 521 and encodes 100 amino acids. Gene Ontology annotation, cellular component: SNARE complex; plasma membrane. Gene Ontology annotation, biological process: SNARE complex assembly; vesicle fusion; vesicle-mediated transport. The transcript is spliced from 3 exons. Gene Ontology annotation, molecular function: SNAP receptor activity; syntaxin binding. The record is from RefSeq and is a predicted model, not a curated record. Lineage: Eukaryota; Metazoa; Chordata; Mammalia; Eulipotyphla; Talpidae.